AUGAUUUAUGUUCAGAAAGGAAUUCAAUAUGUACAAGGUGCUCCUACAAAGCAACGUCGAAUAAGACGUCUAAGUAACAUUCAACAUAUAAACAAAAAACAUGUUCGUCAAGAUCGUUUUGUUUUUUCUCGUGAUUAUGAUCAUUUCUUUGAACCUUUUGAAACAGAUACCAAAUUUAAUUCAUUGAUGAUUCAAGAAUGGCAUAGAAACUUUAUUGCGAAUCAUCGAGCAGAUGGAGAAAGAAUCUAUCGAGAUACACUUGGACCUUAUUGUUAUUUACUCUAUUCUUAUCUUUGUCUACGUUCACCUUUUGGUAUUGAUUUCCAUCGAGGAACUGUACAUCCUGGUGCUUGGUUACACCCAGGUAUGAUAGGUCGAUUUCAAAAAGAGAUGAAAAAUGGAGAUAAUUAUUUGACUUGGCUUGGAUUCACGUCAACAACUAAAAAAUACGAUGUUGCCCAAAGCUUUCAUGGUAAUACUCUCUUCGAAAUAUUAUUGUCUGAUACAGACCAUUUUACAUGUCAAGGUAUCGAUAUUAGUGCACUUUCGAAAUUCCCACAUGAAGAAGUUCUAUUGCUGUCUGGUUUUCAGUUUGAAAUUGUCGAUGUUAAAUCAUUCGAUCCAACUGAAGAAAAACAAUUUCCUCAUUUUCAUAUACAAAUAAUUCCACGGCAAUGUAAUUCUAAUGUAUGA
This is a messenger RNA of Rotaria sp. Silwood1, 693 nucleotides long. The record is from the annotation of a GenBank genome assembly. Lineage: Eukaryota; Metazoa; Rotifera; Eurotatoria; Philodinida; Philodinidae.